Molecule: messenger RNA, 1592 nt
Organism: Alternaria alternata
Lineage: Eukaryota; Fungi; Ascomycota; Dothideomycetes; Pleosporales; Pleosporaceae
Product: pectate lyase-like protein
Exons: 1
Coding region: 332-1540 (402 amino acids)
Source: RefSeq, a predicted model, not a curated record
ACCGAGUGUAUGCUUGUAUACGCUACACAUGUUGCAGGAUCUGCACUGCAUCGCUCUAUCCCAUACUUGUCUGAGCGCAUCCUAUGCCGUGAUUGGCGGACUAACGUUUUAGUUCCCUUGUCGAUCAUGAACAUCUGGGGUAAAUUAAAGGAACAAUCCACCCUGUUUUGUCCACCUAACCGCGACUCAGGAUGCUGUCCACGAGCAGCGAGCUGCAAUAUCGCUAGCUCUUUUCAUUAUUCCAAGGCAUGCCAUGUAGUGGAUUCGUAUAAUAACACAUUUGUCUGCCCAUGUUUCUGUUUUUCAUCGCGUCCAUUAUAUCACCAUAAACAUGCAUAUAUUUGCUCUUCUUCCCUUCCUAGUGGCUUCCGCCGCUGCCCUUGCCUUUCCAGGUGCAGAAGGUUUUGGUCGCAACGCGGCCGGUGGUCGUGGCGGUACCGUUUACGUUGUCACCAACCUCAACGACAGCGGUGAAGGCUCGCUCCGUGAUGCCGUUUCCAAACCCGACCGCAUCGUUGUGUUCGCCAUCGGUGGGUUGAUUAAGAUCACUGAGCGCAUGGUCGUGUCGAAACGCAUAUCCAUUCUUGGGCAAACAGCACCUGGUGAUGGCAUUACAGUAUACGGCAACGGCUGGAGUUUCAGCAAUGCUGACGAUGCAGUCGUACGGUAUUUGCGCAUCAGAAUGGGAAAAGGAGGUAGUAGUGGCAAAGAUGGCAUCACGAUUGCAGAGGGGAGCAACAUGAUCUUCGACCACGUCUCUGUAACCUGGGGCCGAGACGAAACUUUUUCGAUAUCUGGUUCAGAAGUCGGUAACAUCACCAUCCAGAACAGUAUCAUUGGGCAGGGUCUUCAGACACAUUCUUGUGGCGGUUUGAUGCAAACAAAUGUCGGGAAUGGUAUCAGCCUGUUCCGCAACUUGUACAUUGACAACAAGACGAGAAAUCCAAAAGUCAAGGGUACGAAUGACUUUACCAACAACGUUGUCUACAACUGGGGAGGAGGAGGCGGAUACAUUGCUGGAGAUUCAAGUGCAGCGAGCGAAGCGAAUAUCGUUGGAAACUAUUUUGUUAGUGGCCCGAGUACCAGCGUAACAGCCUUCACGCGAGGAAACGAGAACUUCAAGGGAUACGUUGAAGGAAACUUCUAUGAUUCUAAUCGCGAUGGUGUAUUGGACGGAUCGGAGCUUGGUGUAGCAUCCAGCAACUAUGGCGGCAUGAACAUCCAGGCAGCAAAAUUUCCUUUUCCGGCACCUGAGAAAGUCUUGUCAGCCAACGAUGCGUUGACGCUUGCUGAGAAGUCUGUUGGUGCAAGCAAAGUCCGCGAUGCGGUUGAUGCGCGACUCGUUGAAGAGUUGAAGAGCUAUGGGAAGACGGGAGAGUUGAUCAGUGAUGAGAAUGCUAGUCCAAUGGCCGGACCAGGAACUAUUGAUGGCGGAGAGCAAUGGGUUGACGCGAACGGUAAUGGCAUACCCGACGAUGUCGAAGAACAAUUCAAAGACGUGGAGGAAUGGGCAAAUAGCUUAGUACCGAGUAGCUACUAGGUGAAUUUGGUCUGCGUCGUUAGCAUCAUCUCGCAUGACGCAUCGGUUAAGU